GGCGAUUGAUGGAUUCCCUCUGUGGGUGUGUAGCUGUAGCCUUUUCCUCUGUUUUAAGGUUAACCCAGACUCUCCUUUCCGCUUGGGAUUUAUAUUGCCAGCAUCAUCCACCUCUGCAAACUGAACUGUACAGAAAAAACCCAACCCCUCUAAUAUUCAAAACCGAUUCUCUCUCUCUCUCUCUCUCUCUCUCUCUCUCUCUGCAAUUACUACUGUCUGCACAGCCUCAGACGCCUCUACCACAAAGGAGGUCAGCAACACAAAGUCACAAACCCCACAUCCUCCUUCUCUCAUAUGAUCAUCAUCCCCCUUUCUCUAGUUCUGUUUUUCUCUCAACAAAAAAAUGGAAGAAACAGAAGACCCAAAAAGUGGCAGGAAAUGCACUUCUAAGACCAGGAGUUGCAGAGGGAGGACGGAACCUAAUCAGUAUCAUCAUCAACUGCUGCAGCAUUCGUAUCGUAAUGGCUUUUACUACCAGAACCGCUAUCAAACAUUUCCGGGCCUUCUUCCUCUACCUCCUCCAAUACUGCUUCUGCCGCUACCUGCAACUCCACUGCCUCAUCAUAACGAGAACUUAAGAUCACAUACCCAUUUGCAGAAGGCUUCACGGAAGCAGAAGAAGCCUCCUAGAACUACCCCCCCUGAUUUCCAGGUCCCAGUUUCAACAGUUUCACAAGUCCCACAGGGCCUCCAGCAGAAGGCCGGGAAGCUCUCCGGAGGAGAAGAUGAAAGUGCGCAAAUGACCGUCAAUCCACAGUCUCUAGUGGCAACAAGGAGACCAGAUAAUGGUGGCCUUGAUGGUGCAGCAAUCCCUCUACUUGCCAACCAUUUCCUAGUUCAGUUUGAUCCUUCCCAACGAAUUUUCCAUUACGAUGUUGAGAUCUCUCCACAUCCUUCCAAGGAAGUCGCUCGGAUGAUCAAGCAGAAACUUGUACAGGACUAUUCUGAAAUGCUAUCAGGUGCUCGUCCAGCUUUUGACGGCAGAAAGAAUCUGUUCAGCUCUGUCGAGUUCCAAAAUGACAAGCUUGAGUUCUUCAUUAGGCUCCCAAUGCCCACAGCCAAAGCAUGGUUGCCCGUGGGUGAGAGCAGCGACACGACAGAGAAGCGCCCACAACAUAAGCUCUUCCGGGUAAACAUCAAGCUUGCUUCAAAGCUGGACGGAAAGGAACUGAGCAGCUACUUGAGCAAGGAGGGUGAGGACUGGGCUCCUCUCCCACAGGAUUAUCUCCAUGCAUUGGAUAUUGUCUUCAGAGAGAGCCCAACAGAGAAGUGUAUACCCCUUGGGAGGUCACUCUAUUCCAGCACAAUGGGAGGAGCUAAAGAUAUUGGAGGAGGAGCAGUUGGGUUGAGAGGGUUCUUCCAGAGCCUCAGACCAACCCAACAAGGACUAGCCCUUAAUAUCGACUUCUCUGUGACAGCUUUCCAUGAGAGUAUUGGCAUAAUCUCCUAUCUGCAGAAGCGGCUUGAGUUCCUGCGGGACCUUUCUCAGAGGAAGACCAGAGGUUUGGCCAGGGAAGAGAAGAGACAAGUUGAGAAGGCUUUGAAAAACAUCAGGAUAUUUGUAUGUCAUAGAGAAACUGAUCAGCGGUACCGAGUCUUUAGCUUAACCGAGGAAGCUACAGAAAACCUCUGGUUUAGGGACAGGGAUGGGAAGGAUUUGAGACUGGUGGAUUACUUCAAGGAUCAUUACAACCAUGAUAUACAGUUCAGGAACUUGCCAUGUUUGCAAAUUAGCAGGAGUAAGCCGUGUUACUUGCCUAUGGAACUCUGUGUGGUCUGUGAAGGACAGAAAUUUCUUGGUAAGCUCUCAGAUGAUCAGACGGCGAGGAUCCUUGAGAUGGGCUGCCAGAGGCCAAGAGAAAGAAAAGCAAUUAUCAAUGGAGUCAUGGUAGGAUCAUUUGGGCCAACAAGUGGCGACCAUGGAAGAGAAUUCAAGUUCCAUGUUUCAGAAGAGAUGACCCAGUUGAAUGGGAGAGUACUUCAACCUCCGAAGUUGAAGCUAGGGGAUGGCGGUCAUAUAACAAAUCUAAUUCCAUCUCGGCAUGACCGACAGUGGAACCUCUUGGACAGCCAUGUUUUUGAAGGAACACGAAUUGAAAGGUGGGCACUAAUAAGUUUUGGGGGCACCCCAGAUCAGAGAGCCAGUAUUUCGAGGUUCAUGAACCAGCUCUCACAAAGGUGCGAACAGUUGGGUAUCUUUCUUAACAAGAAUACAGUCGGUAAACCCCAAUUUGAACCAAUCCAAGUCCUCAACAAUGUCUCCUUACUGGAAUCCAAGCUCAAGAAAAUCCACAGAGCAUCAUCAAACAACCUCCAAUUGCUUAUAUGUGUAAUGGAGAGGAAGCAUAAAGGAUAUGCAGAUCUGAAACGUAUUGCUGAGACAGGUGUUGGGGUUGUUACACAGUGUUGCUUGUACCCCAAUCUUGAUAAGCCGAGCUCGCAAUUUCUGGCAAAUUUGGCUCUAAAAAUCAAUGCCAAGGUUGGAGGGUGCACUGUGGCUUUGUACAACUCAUUAUCUUCCCAAAUACCAAGACUGUUUGCUCCUGAUGAUUCUGCAAUUUUCAUGGGUGCCGACGUGACCCAUCCACACCCACUGGACGAUUUCAGCCCCUCCGUCGCCGCUGUUGUUGGCAGCAUGAACUGGCCUGCGGCCAAUAAAUACAUUUCAAGAAUGAGAUCACAGACCCAUCGACAGGAAAUUAUACAGGAUCUAGGUGAAAUGGUGGGAGAACUGCUGGAAGAUUUCUACCAGGAAAUGAACAAGCUUCCAAAUAGGAUUAUCUUCUUCAGAGAUGGGGUGAGCGAGACCCAGUUCUAUAAAGUGCUUAAAGAGGAAUUACAGGCAAUUAGAACAGCCUGUUGUAGGUUCCCCAGUUAUAAGCCUAGCAUCACCUUCACGGUAGUUCAGAAAAGGCAUCACACAAGGUUGUUUCAGAAAGAAACAGAUCACUCAUCUUCAGCUGGAGCCAAGAUCUUCAAUGAGAACAUACCCCCAGGAACUGUUGUAGAUUCCGUCAUCACCCACCCAAAGGAAUUUGAUUUCUAUCUUUGUAGCCACUGGGGAAUGAAAGGGACAAGUCGGCCAACCCAUUACCAUGUUUUGUGGGAUGAAAACAGGUUCAGCUCUGAUGAACUACAGAAGCUGGUGCACAAUCUAUGCUACACUUUUGUGAGGUGCACCAAGCCGGUGUCGUUGGUCCCUCCAGCGUACUAUGCCCACCUUGCUGCGUAUAGAGGUAGGCUUUACCUCGAGAGGUCGGACACAGCAGCAUUUGCAAGAAGUGCAGCAGCUGCAGCUUCACCCUCCCGAGCUGCCCCACCAAAGACAACUCCAUUGCCCAAACUUAAUGAAAAAGUUAAGAAGCUCAUGUUCUACUGUUGACGAGUCUACUCCAAUGUCCCCUUACUGUGGAUAUUAUAUAUUCUUUAAUCCACAUAUAUAUAGAGAUAGAGAGAGAGAGAAAGAAAUUGAACACAUGAAAAAGGAAAAAAAAAAUUAGAAACACUGCUUUAUUAAUGCUUAUAUAUCUAUCCAGAUAAAGAGAAUCCUACUUGUUAGUCACCAA
This is a messenger RNA of Nelumbo nucifera (sacred lotus), 3566 nucleotides long. RefSeq names its product protein argonaute 7-like. The record is from RefSeq and is a predicted model, not a curated record. Gene Ontology annotation, molecular function: RNA binding; protein binding. Lineage: Eukaryota; Viridiplantae; Streptophyta; Magnoliopsida; Proteales; Nelumbonaceae.